Ctenopharyngodon idella (grass carp) is the source of this 1757-nucleotide messenger RNA. It is a transcript of the gene dhrs13l1, whose product is annotated as dehydrogenase/reductase (SDR family) member 13 like 1. The record is from RefSeq and is a predicted model, not a curated record. NCBI's taxonomy places the organism in Eukaryota, Metazoa, Chordata, Actinopteri, Cypriniformes, Xenocyprididae. Bases 123 to 1079 code for a protein of 318 amino acids. The transcript is spliced from 5 exons.
ACGUCAUUAUAUAACGCCCACAUUCCAGACUUUCCAGCAGUUUAAAACGGGUGUGACUUGAAAUCUACACGGUGCUGAAUAGCUUCUGUGUCUGGUUGAGGCGAACACUUCUGACUGCAAAAAUGAUUUUCUUUCUGUUUAUUGUGGUUUUGUUAGUUGCAUAUUUUAUUAGUCAUAGGAUUUUUGUUCAGAGGAAGACCUUCACCGGCACUGCCAAACUACAUGGGAAAACAGUCAUUGUAACGGGUGGCAACACUGGCAUUGGGAAGGCGACCGCGGCGGCGAUGGCCGUGAGAGGAGCCCGAGUGAUUCUGGCCUGCCGCAGCAAACAGAGAGGAGAAGAAGCAGCGCGAGAACUCAGGAAGGAAACUGGAAAUGAGAGUGUGAUCUUCAUGCAACUGGAUCUUGCAAGUCAGAAAAACAUCCGCUCUUUUGCUGAGAACUUCCUGAAGGCCGAGUCCAGACUGGACCUGCUCAUCAAUAACGCAGCAUUGGCCACUCCGGGACGCACUGAAGACGGCCUCGGGAUGAUCCUCGGUGUCAAUCAUAUCGGCCCGUUCCUGCUGACCAAUCUUCUGCUGGAGCGUCUCAAGGAGUGUGCGCCAAGCAGGGUGGUCAACGUGUCGUCUUGUGGUCAUGAUCUGGGCACUAUUGAUUUCGAGUGCAUCAACACACACAAGAGGCUCGCUCUGGGAUCGUCCGACGCAGAUUUAUUCAGGGCCUACACCCACAGCAAGCUCUGUAAUGUGCUCUUCACACAUGAACUGGCCAAGAGACUGGAGGGAACCAAAGUCACAUGCUACAGCCUUCAUCCAGGGUCGGUAAGGUCAGAGCUCGGCCGUGACAUCAACGAAUGGCACACGCGUAUUAUCAAAGCCAUCGUCAGCAAGCUCUGGGCGACAGACCCGGUGUCCGGCGCUCAGACGACGCUGUACUGCGCCCUGCAGAAGGACAUCGAGCACCUGAGCGGACGAUACUUUUCUGACUCUCAGCUGGUGCAAGUCAAGCCCGAGGCCAGAGAUGAUGGAAUCGCCAAAAAACUGUGGGACGUUAGCGAGAAGUUAUGUGGCAUGAUUUGAAUACACAGACAACACAAUACACUCCAAGCACACGAAUGAUGGAGCCAAGUUAUAUUUAUGCAUGUCCUAAUUACCAUAAUUACGAGAUAGCAACCUAUGAUUUUCUACUCAGAGUCGUUCACGUCCUUAGAAUUAUGCAUAUCUAUGGCAACACUAUGGAUGCCAAAAUGAAUCUGCAGUCAUGUGGUACAGCAGUCAUGUGGUAUAAGUCGAAGCUCUCAGAAAAUUCAGAGUUUACAAGUUGUAAUUAUGAGUUCUACUAGGACAUGAAUGCUUUUUACAAGUUGGAAUCUCGUAAUUACAGUAAUUCCGACAUGGCGUAAAUGCACCUUUACAAGAGGGAAACUCGGAAUACUAGACUACUUAGGGCACACUUAUCUAUAGUAUCAAUAAUAUCUGAAAUCUGUAGAGAUCUGUGAGAGAAAAGCAAGGUUUGCUUCAAAUUUAGCUGUGAAACCAUGUAUAAAUAAGUGAUAGAAAUGAAUAUUUUUCACCAUUUUGAAUUCAGACUAGUGAAAGAAAUCUAUUUUUCUCUAUUUGCAUCUGUAGGUUUAAAUUAUAAUACAUAUCUUUAAAGAGUUUCCCAUGUGCACUUGAAGGCAGCAUUGAACUACCUAAUCUGAAUGUCUUUUGAACUGUAUUUGUUAAAAAAAUAAAGCCAUUUGUAAAUGUAUCAAA